UCACUGCCAUUGUGGUUUACGCUAUCCUGGCUGGAACAGCGAAGAACUAGCGCUCUCUCAAGGAAUUUCAAAGGGACCUUGUUGCGCUGGGAUCGCUGCUCGGCGUCGGAGGGAAGCAGACAGGCAGAUUAUCAGUUUCACUUGCCCACAGCUCGAGGGCUAGUGCAGGUCGGUCCGGAAGAGGAGCGCUCGCUUGGUUUGGAGCAGCCCAGCCCAGCCCAGGAGGAGGGACGGAGGGACGGACAAUGCUGACGCAGACGCGGCUGAAGGAGCCGGAGCGGCGGGCGAGAGCAGACGACAGAGACGCCGAGAUGCCGGUGACAGAGAAGGACCUGGCGGACGAUGCGCCGUGGAAGCGGAUCCAACAGAACACCUUCACCCGCUGGUGCAACGAGCACCUGAAAUGUGUCAACAAGCGCAUCGGCAACUUGCAGAGCGACCUGGCGGACGGGCUGCGGCUGAUCGCGCUGCUCGAGGUGUUGAGCCAGAAGCGAAUGUACCGCAAAUAUCACCAGCGGCCCACCUUCCGCCAGAUGCAACUGGAGAACGUGUCUGUUGCCCUCGAGUUCCUGGACCGGGAGAACAUCAGGCUGGUGUCUAUCGACAGCAAGGCGAUUGUGGACGGAAACCUGAAGCUCAUCCUGGGACUAAUAUGGACGCUGAUCCUUCACUACUCCAUCUCCAUGCCAGUCUGGGACGACGAGGGAGCUGAAGAUGCCAAGAAGCAGACGCCCAAGCAGCGUCUGCUGGGCUGGAUUCAGAACAAGCUGCCCGACUUGCCCAUCACCAACUUCAGCAAAGACUGGAAAGAUGGAAAGGCUCUGGGUGCCUUGGUCGACAGCUGUGCUCCAGGUUUGUGCCCAGACUGGGAAAUUUGGGACACGGCCAAACCAGUGGACAACGCACGUGAGGCGAUGCAGCAGGCUGACGACUGGCUGGGAGUGCCCCAGGUGAUCACUCCAGAAGAGAUCAUACACAAGAACGUGGAUGAGCAGUCGGUGAUGACCUACCUGUCACAGUUCCCCAAGGCCAAGCUGAAGCCUGGAGCCCCAUUGAAGCCCAAGCUCAACCCCAAGAAGGCAAGGGCCUACGGUCCAGGAAUCGAAGCGGUGGGCAACGUGGUGAUGCGCCCGGCCAUGUUCACGGUGGAGACCAUCAGCGCUGGGCAAGGCGAGGUGAUGGUCUUCGUGGACGACCCCGAGGGGCAACGAGAGGAGGCCAAGGUGACCAACAACAAUGACAAGAACAAGACCUACUCUGUGGUUUAUGUGGCCAAGGUCGCUGGUCCUCACAAGAUCACCGUCCUGUUUGCCGGGCAGCACAUCUCCAAGAGUCCGUUCGAAGUCCACAUUGAAAAGGCUCACGGUGACGCCAGCAAGGUGACGGCACGAGGCCCCGGCCUGGAAUCUUCCGGAAACUUCGCCAACAAGCCCACCUACUUCGACAUUUACACCGCAGGUGCUGGUGUUGGCAUUGUCGAGGUGGUGAUUGUGGAUUCACUGGGACAGAACACUCAGGUGACGAUCGAGGACAAGGGCAACAACACGUAUCGGUGCAGCUACAAGCCCGUGCAGCCCGGACACCACACCAUCAGGAUUAUGUUUGCCGAUUCACCCAUCCCCAAGAGCCCGUACACCAUCAACAUCGGUGAUGCUUGCAAUCCCGGUGCGUGUCGGGCCUCAGGGCGAGGACUGCAACCCAAGGGACUGCGGAUUCACCAGGUGGCCGAAUUCAGAGUCCACACCAAAGGCGCUGGAAGUGGGGAGCUCAAAGUGGUGUUGAAGGGGCCAAAAGGUGUGGAGCAUCCUGUGAAACAAAUGGACGUACUGGAUGGCGAUGAUGUCUUUGCGUACGAGUACUUCCCCGUGGCGGCCGGGAAACACGUGGUCACCAUAACCUGGGGCGGCCACAACAUCCCUCGGAGUCCGUUUGAAAUUCAGAUUGGACCCGAGGCGGGGCCGCAGAAGAUCAGGGCAUGGGGGCCGGGCCUUGAUGGAGGGAUCGUGGGCAAGUCAGCGGACUUUGUGGUAGAGACCAUCGGGACAGAAGUUGGCGUGUUAGGUUUUGCGGUGGAGGGCCCCUCGCAGGCCAAGAUAGAAUGUGACGACAAGAGUGACGGGUCAUGCGAUGUCCGCUACUGGCCCAAGGAACCGGGCGAGUAUGCCGUACACGUCAUGUGUGACGACGAGGACAUCGUGGACAGUCCGUUCAUGGCCAACAUCUUGCCCGCAACCACCGCCUUCGACCCGGACAAGGUUAAAGCCUAUGGUCCAGGCUUGGAGAAAACUGGCUGCAUUGUCCACCAGCCGACAGAGUUCACCAUCGAUGCCAAAGAUGCCGGGAAAGCUGCACUGAAAAUAUACGCGCAAGAUGCUGAAGGUGUUCCUAUCAACGUCCAGGUGAAGAAUAAAGGCGACGGGACAUCUCACUGUGCGUACACUCCGACUAAAGCGGUCAAACACACCGUUGCGAUCGCCUGGGGUGGAGUCAACGUUCCCAGCAGCCCGUUUAGAGUUGGCAUCGGGCAAGGGAGCCAUCCUCAGAAGGUGAGAGUUCUUGGUCCAGGCGUGGAAAGAACUGGCCUGAAAGCGAAUGAACCGACUCACUUUACGGUCGACUGUUCUGAAGCUGGCGAAGGUGACGUUAGCGUCGGUAUAAAGUGCGACGCGCGUGUGCUCAGCGACACGGAAGAGGACAUUGAGUUUGACAUCAUCACCAACCCCAACGACACGUUCACCGUGAAGUACACGCCCCCGGCAGCAGGCCGUUACACCAUCAAAGUGCUCUUCGCUGGCCAGGAGAUCCCCAUCGGCUCGUUCCGAAUUAAAGUGGACCCGUCUCAUGAUGCCAACAAGGUUAAAGCUGAAGGCCCAGGACUCCAUAAAACUGGGGUGGAGCUUGGGAAGCCGACCCACUUCACCGUGUACACCAAGGGUGCGGGCAAGGCCCCAGUCGCCGCUCGAUUCACCGGAACCGCAAAGGGCGACGCCGUCGACAACUUCGAAAUCAUCGACAACUACGACUACUCCCACACGGUCAAAUAUACGCCGCUACAACAGGGUAAAAUGGGAAUCACCGUGACCUAUGGUGGCGAUCCAAUUCCAAGGAGCCCCUUCAACAUAGAUGUAGCUUACCCACUGGACAUGAGCAAAGUGUUGAUCGAUGGCCUCGAAAAUAGGGUGGAGGUCGGCAAAGACCAGCAGUUCACCAUUAACACCAAAGGGGCAGGCGGGCAGGGCAAAGUGGACGUGAAGAUGUCCAGCCCGUCCCGCAAGCCGGUGACGUGCGUGGUGGAGCCGGCUGCCAGCAAGGAGGUGAGCGUGGCCAGGUACAUCCCCAAGGAGGAGGGCGUCUACACCGUGGAGGUGAUGUACGACGGGAAUCCCACGGCGGGCAGCCCGUUCACCGUGGAUGCAACUCUUCCCCCGGACCCAUCCAAGGUGAAAGCCCAUGGUCCAGGACUGAAAGGUGGUCUAGUGGGCAAACCUGCCGAGUUCCUCAUCGACACCAAGGGAGCUGGCACGGGUGGGCUGGGUCUCACCGUGGAUGGUCCCUGCGAAGCCAAGAUCGAGUGCUCCGAUAACGGCGAUGGGACCUGUUCGGUCUCCUACCUGCCGAACGAGGCGGGAGAGUAUCUGGUCAACAUCCUGUUUGAAGAGGUCAACAUCCCAGGUUCCCCCUUCAAGGCGGACAUCACCUUGCCCUUUGACCCCUCCAAGGUGACCACCUCUGGCCCGGGCCUGGAACGGGGCAAAGUGGGGGAAGCGGGGCUGGUCAACGUGGACUGCUCCAAGGCCGGUCCCGGGGAGUUGACCUUGGAGAUGGUGUCGGACGCUGGGGUCCCGGCAGAGACCCACCUUCAGGACAAUGGCGACGGCACCCAUACAGCCAGCUGCAUCCCCAGCCAACACGGACCGCACACCAUCACGCUGAAAUACGGAGGGAGGAACGUUCCCAAGUUCCCAGCUCAGGUGAAGGUAGAUCCGGCCGUCGACAUUAGCGGUGUCAAGGUGUACGGACCUGGCGUGGAGAAACAAGGAGUCUUCUGUGAUGCCACGACAGACUUCACGGUCGAUGCCGGUUCACUCACCAAGGUGGGGGGCAACCACAUCAAGGCAGCUAUCACUAAUCCUUCUGGAGCCCGCACCGAUUGCCUCAUUAAGGAUACCGGCGAUGGGAAGUACGAGGUGGAGUACACUCCGUUUGAGAAAGGGAUGCACUCCAUCGAUGUGACCUACGAUGAUGCACCGGUCGUGAACAGCCCCUUCAUCGUGGGGGUGACGGAAGGAUGUGACCCAUCGCGGGUCUCUGCCGUUGGACCCGGCCUUCAGGAAGGCCUGACUAAUAAACCCAAUAAAUUCUCCGUAAUAACCAGAGGUGCAGGUAUUGGUGGUCUUGGGAUAACUGUGGAAGGAACCUCAGAAGCAAAGAUGUCUUGUAAGGACAACAAGGAUGGCAGCUGCAGCGUGGAGUACAUCCCCUACACACCUGGUGAUUACGACCUGAAUAUCACCUAUGGCGGACAGCACAUUCCAGGUAGCCCGUUCAAGGUGCCCGUGAAGGAUGUGGUGAACCCCAGCAAGGUGCAGUGUACUGGGCCGGGGUUGAGUUCCGGGGUCCGAGCCCGAGUGCCCCAACAUUUCACCGUGGACUGUAGCAAGGCCGGCGUGGCCCUACUCGAAGUCACCGUGCAGGGACCCAGAGUUUAUGAGGCCCAGGCCCAACCACGAAGCAGUCCCCUGAAACUGAUUGCAGACUUCUUUAAAGGAGAAACCAAGGCCGGGGUUUCUGAGACAGGGAUAAUUGAGCCCGUGGGUGUGGUCGACAACGGAGAUGGCACCCACUCCGUGAGCUACACGCCUUCGCUGGAAGGGCCGUAUUCCGUCUCUGUCCGGUACGAUGGAGAGGACAUCACUCGCAGUCCGUUCCGCGUGAGAGUUCUGCCAACUCACGAUGCCAGCAAAGUGCGAGCCAGUGGGCCGGGCCUCAACUCGGCGGGUGUACAAGCCAGCCUGCCGGUGGAGUUCACCAUCGAUGCCAAGGAUGCCGGGGAAGGCCUUCUCUCCGUCCACGUUACUGAUCAGGAAGGCAAACCGAAGAAGGCGAACAUCCACAACAACAAUGACGGCACCUACCGGGUGUCUUACAUUCCGGACAAGACCGGCCGCUACACCAUCGUCAUCAAGUACGGCGGGGACGAGAUCCCCGCGUCUCCGUACCGAAUCCGCGCCGCGCCGGCGGGCGAUGCCAGCAAGUGCACUAUGUCAGGUUCCGGCCUGGGGCCAAGCGUCCAGUUGGGAGAAGAGCUGGGAAUGAAGGUGGAUGCGAAGGCGGCAGGGAAAGGCAAGGUGACCUGUACAAUCUGUGCCCCCGACGGCACGGAGGUGGAAGCGGACGUGAUUGAAAAUGACGAUGGGACGUACAACAUCUACUACACGGCCCCCGAGGCCGGGACCUACGUUGUGUAUGUCCGCUUUGGAGGCGUGGAUGUCGCCAACAGCCCAUUCCAUGUUGUGGCCACAGAUGAAGUUCCGAUCAUUCCACAGCAGUUGGUGCAGCAGCAGCAAGCAUCUCUAAACGCUUACCCACCUGGCUUCCAACCCUGGGUCCAUGACGGAGCGUUCGUGGCAACUGAUGAGAUGGAUCGUCUGGGCUUGAGACCGUUUGAUAUCGUCAUUCCCUUUGCUCUGAGAACUGGGGAGAUUACAGGUGAAGUCCGAAUGCCGUCGAACAAGACCGCUAAGCCGGAGAUAGUGGAUAAUCACGAUGGCACGGUAACAGUAAAGUACGCCCCGACAGAAGCUGGUCUUCACGAGAUGCACAUCAAGUACAACGGCAACCACAUCCCAGAGAGUCCACUGCAGUUCUACGUCAACUACGGAGGCACGGGCCACGUGUCGGCCUUCGGGCCAGGCCUGGUCUACGGGGUGGCCAAUAAGCUGGCCACCUUCACCAUCGUGACGGAGGAUGCCGGAGAGGGUGGUCUUGACUUGGCCAUUGAGGGUCCAUCAAAGGCAGAAAUCAGCUGCAUUGACAACAAGGAUGGGACAUGUACCGUCUCGUACCUGCCCGCCCUGCCCGGAGACUACAGUAUCCUGGUCAAAUAUAACGAGAAGCACAUCGCUGGCAGUCCUUUCACCGCCAAAAUCACAGAUGACAACCGGCGACGGUCUCAGGUCAAGGUGGGCUCGGCGGCAGACAUCUCCCUGGACAUCAACGAGAGUGACCUCAGCCUGCUCACCGCCAGCAUCAAAUCUCCCUGCGGACAAGAUGAGCCGUGCUUGCUGAAACGACUGCCCAACAACCACAUUGGUAUCUCCUUCAUCCCACGGGAAGUGGGGAAACACCUGGUGAGCAUCAAGAAGCACGGCAAGCACGUGGCCAACAGCCCGAUCACCAUCAUGGUCGGCCAGUCUGAGAUCGGAGAUGCCAGCCGGGUGCGUGUCUCCGGAGACGGCCUGAAAGCUGGGCGGACCUGUGAAAUGUCCGACUUCAUUGUGGACACAAGGGAUGCAGGUUACGGUGGCCUUGCGUUGUCCAUUGAAGGGCCGAGUAAGGUGGAUAUUAACACUGAGGAGACGGUAGAAGGGACAUGUAAGGUGCUGUAUUGUCCAGCUGAACCUGGCACCUACAUCAUCUACAUCAAGUUUGCCGAGCACCAUGUACCUGGGAGUCCAUUCACGGUGAAGGUGACGGGGGAAGGCCGGGUGAGAGAGAGCAUCACUCGUAAACGUCGCGCUGCCUCGGAGGCGACGGUCGGCAGCAUCUGUGACUUGAACCUGAAGAUCCCAGAGAUCGAUGUGCACGAUAUGUCCGCGCAAGUGACCAGUCCCUCGGGCAAGAUUGACGAGGCGGAGAUCGCCGAGGGAGACAACCACACCUACUGCGUGCGUUUCGUCCCGUGCGAGAUGGGGGUCCACACCGUCAGCGUCAAGUACCGUGGCCGGCACGUGCCCGGCAGCCCCUUCCAGUUCACCGUGGGGCCGCUCGGUGAAGGAGGAGCCCUGAAGGUGCGGGCGGGAGGUCCGGGACUGGAGCAAGGAGUCGUCGGAGUCCCAGGUGAGUUCCUCUUGUCCGCGGCUCGUAACGUCGUUGGUGAUGAGAGCAAAGAGCUCAGCGGGUCGGGCAGCGUCUCUGGAGAAAAAGGAAUAGGUUGGAGUCUGUUUUUUCCAGGUGAUUAUGAAGUGUCCAUCAAGUUCAACGAUGAAUACAUUCCCGACAGUCCCUUCAUUGUCCCGGUCGCUGCCUCUCCAGAGGAUGCAAGCAGACUUACUGUUUCUAGUCUUCAGGAGUCAGGAUUGAAGGUGAAUCAGCCCGUGUCUUUCGCUGUGCGGCUAAACGGUGCGAAGGGUUUGCUGGACGCCAAGGUCCACUCCCCGUCCGGGGCAGUGGAGGACACGCACGUCUCACAGAUAGAGCCAGACAAGUAUGCCAUUCGAUUCCUCCCACGUGAGAAUGGGCUUCAUUCCAUCGACGUCAAAUUCAACGGCCAGCACAUCACUGGAAGUCCGUUUAAGGUUCGCGUUGGUGAGCCGGGACAGGCGGGUGACCCGGGCCUGGUCACGGCAUACGGCUCCGGCCUUGAGAAGGGAACUACUGGCGUCCAGUCUGAAUUCAUAAUUAAAACAGCCACCGCGACCCCAGGGGCGUUGACGGUGGCCAUUGAUGGACCGUCCAAGGUGAAAAUGGACUGCCAGGAUUUCCCGGAGGGAUACAAGGUGUUGUACACACCCAUGGCACCAGGCGACUACCUCAUCGGCAUCAAAUACGGAGGCCCCUACCACAUUGCUGGCAGCCCUUACAAGGCCAAAGUUACAGGUCCGCGGCUGGUCAGCGGGGGAGGCCCGCAUGAAAGCUCCACCAUCAUGUUGGAAUCGGUCACCAAGUCGACGACUCUCAGCUCCUACAGUGCUCUGCCCACCUUCUCCUCAGACAGCAGCAAGGUGGUGUCGAGUGGAGCCGGGCUCAGCACGGCCAUCGUGGGCCAGAAGAGCUGCUUCUCUGUGGACUGUGGCCGAGCAGGCUCCAAUAUCCUACUGGUCGGGGUGCAUGGGCCGACUAUUCCAUGCGAGGAGGUAUCGGUGAAGCAUGUUGGCAAUGAGCAGUACAACGUGGCAUACCUGGUGAAGGAUAAGGGGAGCUACACACUGGUGGUCAAAUGGGGCGAGGACCACAUUCCGGGCAGCCCGUUCCACAUCACCGUCCCGUAGACCCCAUCCCCGUCAACCCCAGCCCCCUUCCGACGGAGAGCUCCAACUCCUCCCCGCCAGUGUUUCAAAGGACAUUGCAAUUUCAUGUCCAUCUCAAGCACUGUCGGCCCGGCUCUGUCAAAGGUGGUGGCUAGAUUGUCAUUGUUAUAUGUAGAGAAACUGAAGAUUGUAUGGAUUUAUAUAUAAAUAUGAACUUAACGGAUUCGAUUGUCAAAACUGGAUGAUCUUAAUGAGACCUCUGCCUUGCUGUAGUUAGGUUGAAGUUGUAGUUGCUUGGACUGUGUGGAUUUAAACACUAUCGGGUAGAUUGAGGGAGUUUCAAUUCCGAAUGGCUUAUUGCUUGCAGAUCUCGCUUCUAGCAUUGUGUACUGAGACUGGGGUUGAGGGCUGCUCCUCUGGGUGGGUGGGAGGUGCGGAGGCCUUUGGGAAGAGAGGGACCAUUAGUUUUUUCAGGAAUGUGCAAAACUGCUUCCAAGAUUUGAGUGUGUCUGUUUAACCAGUCGAGCCCUGAGCACGGGCUUCAUACAUUCCUGCCAAAGCCUCCGUGUAUAAAUGCAAAGAUUAAAUUAUUCACAGCUCAGGACACGGCUGCUGCUGUGUUCCAUUCACCUCUGUUUUGUCCACAGCAUGUUUUAUGCAUGCGCUGUCCAGCAGGGCUGCCUGCAACAAGGUCACAGAGAAGGUAGCGGAUGUGAACAUACACGCAUGCACACACUCACGCAAGCACCCACACACACACAUGCACACACACACACACACACACACAG
This is a messenger RNA of Leucoraja erinaceus (little skate), 8977 nucleotides long. RefSeq names its product filamin-B (gene flnba). Bases 246 to 8210 code for a protein of 2654 amino acids. The transcript is spliced from 47 exons. The record is from RefSeq and is a predicted model, not a curated record. Gene Ontology annotation, molecular function: actin filament binding. NCBI's taxonomy places the organism in Eukaryota, Metazoa, Chordata, Chondrichthyes, Rajiformes, Rajidae. Gene Ontology annotation, biological process: actin cytoskeleton organization.